AUGGCCUGUAACAGGUGCCAGUGCAAGCAGCAGGGCCGUGUUGCCAGUGGAGUGAAGCACCCCACACCAGUCUCCACCCAGUGCCACCGCCCCGGCGCGGUGCAGUACGUGUCCCACCCCCCCUGUCCUCCCACAGGCCCCAAGCUGUGCGCCGUGAGGAAGACCAUGCAGAGCAGCCCCAAGUGCUGCCCACAGUGCUCACCACAGUGUGUGGAGACACACCUUGUGGAGGGCCACACCUCCCCCUGCAGCCCCAGGUCUCCUCAUCCCUGCGUCACGGUGUUCCCCCAGCCCCACGGGCAG
Molecule: messenger RNA, 303 nt
Organism: Merops nubicus (carmine bee-eater)
Lineage: Eukaryota; Metazoa; Chordata; Aves; Coraciiformes; Meropidae
Product: late cornified envelope-like proline-rich protein 1
Exons: 1
Source: RefSeq, a predicted model, not a curated record